Sitodiplosis mosellana (orange wheat blossom midge) is the source of this 2871-nucleotide messenger RNA. Its product is annotated as peroxisomal N(1)-acetyl-spermine/spermidine oxidase. The transcript has 3 exons. Bases 707 to 2332 code for a protein of 541 amino acids. Gene Ontology annotation, molecular function: polyamine oxidase activity. Lineage: Eukaryota; Metazoa; Arthropoda; Insecta; Diptera; Cecidomyiidae. The record is from RefSeq and is a predicted model, not a curated record.
ACUUGGAUCAAUGCGAAUUUUAAUGGUUUUUAAUGCAAAACAACAAUUUCACUGUCAAUUUGCAAUAACAAAUCGAAUUCAAAAAUGAUUUUUGUGCAAUCGAUUUUUUGCGUAAAAUUUUCUCACGUCAUCAAACAAGCCAACGUACGGAACGCGUUCGCAUUAAACUAACGCAUUGGAUGUGUCAAACAGUGCUUGACAAUCGAGUUAGCCACAACAUAAAAAAUUGGAAAAACUAGAAUCUGUACGACACACUCUCUUUGUAAUUUACUUGUGAAAAUUUACAUACACAGCAAGUGGAGAGAAAGAGAGACAUCAUCACCAAAUGACAACAAAAAAAAAUUGGUGCAAAAGGGAAAAUUUCGUAUUGCAAACUCUGUUGUCAUCUAUAUAAUAAUUGUGUGGUGUAUAUACUCUCAGUGUCACGCAUUUAUUUUUAAUUAAUUUAUCGUUUCGAUGAUGUCCAAUGUCAGAUCAAUAUUUACGGAAGCGUUGUAAUCGACGUUGAAACACCUUCUAAUUGCGCGAUUCAGUGCGAGCUGUGUUCAAAACAAAAUUUUCUCUACUUGCUUGCCAGUAAUCCAUUUGCAUUUGCAAGCAUUUGUGGCGAAAGAAGUAGGAAAUUCGUGUUAGAAUAAUCAAUUUUUCCCGUGUGCGUGUGCUGUUUGCUUGGUUCCUUUUGGUUGUCAGCAGAUUGUAGAUUAGAAUGAGUGAAAAUGAAGCGACGACGGCGAUCAAAGAACAUAAAGUGAUAAUCAUAGGUGCUGGUAUGGCUGGCCUGUCUGCUGCAAAUCAUAUGAUAAAAAAUGGUUUGACUGAUUUCCGGAUUUUGGAAGCUCGAGGUCGAACGGGAGGUCGAAUCGUUUCGAUCGAUCUUGGUGCGGAAAAAAUUGAAUUGGGUGCAAAUUGGAUACAUGGUGUGCUUGGGAAUCCGAUAUUCGAAUUGGCCAUGGCAAAUGGAUUGGUUAGCAUACUCAAUGCACCAAAACCACACAAAUUGAUUGCAACGACAGAAGAUGGUAAACAGGUGCCGUUUGCAAUACUCCAAGAAAUCUACGAAGCCUAUGUGUGCUUUCUGAAACGGUGCGAAGAGUAUUUUCUGUGUCAGUAUAUACCACCGCCGGAUAUUGACAGUGUUGGCGAGCACAUCAACUAUGAAAUCGAAUUGUAUUUGACCAAUCAACCGGAUGCCGAGGAUAAACACUUGAAAAAAUUGAUAUUCGAAUGUUUGCUGAAGCGUGAAACGUGCAUCUCGGGUUGUAAUAGUAUGAACGAAAUAGAUUUAUUAGAAUUAGGCAGUUACACGGAACUUCAGGGCGGAAAUAUUCUGCUACCAAAAGGAUACAGUUCGAUACUUGGACCGAUGACACAAUCGAUACUGCCCGAACAAAUAGUGCUCUCUUGCCCCGUCAAAACCAUUCACUGGAAACGAAAAUCCACCAGCAAGGCGGACCGGGCUGAAAUGGCAAUCGGUGGUUUGGAAACGGUCGAUGAGGUCGAUUCAGAUGAUUCGGAUAAGACAGUUACCGAAGUACCCAUCAAUCGUAGCUCAUCCAAUGAAAAUCACCGUCAUCGGGAUAAAGUGAAAGUUGUAUGUGACAAUGGCACCGAAUACUAUGCGAAUCAUGUGAUUUGCACCGUUCCGUUGGGUGUGCUAAAGGAAAAUCAUCAAACAUUAUUUGAACCGGAGUUACCCCAAUACAAAUUAGAGUCGAUUGAUCAUCUGCUGUUUGGGACAGUGGAUAAGAUUUUUCUAGAAUACGAUCGACCGUUCUUAAAUAAGGAUAUUAGUGAAGUAAUGUUGCUGUGGGACGAUGACGUCACCGGUGCAAGCGUCGAAAAGAAUUGGUUUCGAAAAAUUUACUCAUUCUCAAAAGUUAGUGAGACCAUGUUGCUAGGAUGGAUUUCGGGAAAAGAAGCCGAGUACAUGGAAACGUUGUCACACACUGUAGUGGCCGAAGUUUGCACCGACAUUCUGCGGAAAUUCUUAAAAGAUCCCUUUAUACCGAAACCAAAGAGUUGCGUAUGCACAAGUUGGCAUCGUCAGCAAUACUGCAGAGGUUCGUAUACGGCGAUUAGAGUCGGUGGCUCUCAGGAAGAUAUUGAUAAUGUUGCACAACCAUUGUAUUCAUCGCCAUUGGAUUCGAAGCCAGCCGUGUGCUUUGCUGGUGAACACACACACUGUAAUUUCUAUUCGACCGUUCAUGGGGCCUAUUUGAGUGGUCGAACAGCGGCACAGAUUCUCUUAACGCCCGAUUCACCGCAAGAAGUUGUUCUCGAAUCGGACACAAGUGAUUUAAGUUCAUGGAUUCAGGGCAUAGCUCUCGAAUAGAAAAUUCGGUAACGAUUGCUCGCUGCGCUUGCAACAUUUUACUCCAUUUCUCAACAUGCGUGCGCCUACCUAUUUGUGGCAUGUCACUUUGGUUUUGUACAAGUAAUAGUUAAAUUGAAUUUACUAAUUUAUUGUAUUUCUUUAUGACAUUUUGCAUUUGAUUUGGGAUCGGAGAACAUUUGAAGCAUUGCAUGAAAUUCGGUAUGAACGAACCAAGCGGAACGGAAUGCUAUAGAAUCAUUAGAAUCGCGUCAACCAUUGGAGAAUUUUAUCUUUUUUUUUGUUUUUUAGACAAUAAUUUUAGUGAAUGCAAAAUGAUCAAUUUUUUUUUAAAGAAGAAGGGAAAUUUUAUUGAUUUACAUACAUUUAUUUUGAGUUGCAACAAAAAAAAACAUUUUUAUCUAGUCUCACAAAAUUGAAUUAAUAAAAAAAAGUGAAUUGAUUGAUUUCCUCCCCAAAAGAGAAUGUGUAACAUAUUUUUAAAAACACUGAGAGAGUAUUAAAAUAAAAUACGACGAAAUUUGAUGAUCAGAUGAAAA